Molecule: messenger RNA, 711 nt
Organism: Didymodactylos carnosus
Lineage: Eukaryota; Metazoa; Rotifera; Eurotatoria; Philodinida; Philodinidae
Source: the annotation of a GenBank genome assembly
AUGGCAUGGUUGAAGCAUGCCGUAGAAACAGAAGUAUUUCUAUCAGAAAAAAAGAGUUUAAUUAAUAAACAGGCAACAAUGUCCUAUGAUGGUAAUUUCAAUACAUUUGAUGAAGAUCCAGCCGCUGAAUUUCUCGAAAGAGAAAACCGUGAACUAGCUGGUAUAAAUGAUGAUAAUUAUUUCAGAAACGGAUCUCAUUCACCAGUGUAUGGCAACGCUUCACCGUUGUCUCAUACAAGUGCCCGUUCAGAGACGCCAUCAGCAUCGACGAUGGGUAGUCCGGGUAAGUACACAGUACUAUCUCACUUGGAUGAACAACAAAAUGAACCGGAAAAAAUGAAAAAAUGGCGCGAAGAAUUUCAACAUAGAAUUGUUAAAAAAGAUUCGGAAGAAGAAACAAAGAAAAAAGAAAUGAAAGAACAAGCCAAAAAAGAAUUGGAUGAUUGGUAUAAAAAUCGUUUAGAACAAAUGGAACGUGUUAAAAAUCAAAAUCGAAUGAAUAAUCGAACAAUGGAGGAUGAUUUAUUUCAUGAUGAUAAUACUUCAUCAUCAAGAAUGGCAAAUGGUAAUAACAAUAGUACACGUAUCAAUGAUUGGGAUAAAAUAACAUCUUUAUGCGAAUUUAAUCCAAAAAAUACGCGUUCGCAAAAAGAUCUUAGUCGUUAUCGAUCAUUAUUAUUACAAUUAAAACAGACACCAGUUGAUAAAUAA